Messenger RNA from Alligator mississippiensis (American alligator), 1062 nucleotides. It is a transcript of the gene GCLM, whose product is annotated as glutamate-cysteine ligase modifier subunit. Bases 1 to 831 code for a protein of 276 amino acids. The transcript has 7 exons. Gene Ontology annotation, biological process: glutathione biosynthetic process. Gene Ontology annotation, cellular component: glutamate-cysteine ligase complex. Gene Ontology annotation, molecular function: glutamate-cysteine ligase catalytic subunit binding; enzyme regulator activity. Lineage: Eukaryota; Metazoa; Chordata; Crocodylia; Alligatoridae. The record is from RefSeq and is a predicted model, not a curated record.
AUGGGCACGGACGGCGGCAGCGCCAGCGCCCGGCUCCUGCUGGAGCAGGCGACCACACUCAACCUGCAGACGGGCAACCUGCUCAACUGGGGCCGCCUGCGCAAGAAGUGCCCAGCCAGCCCCGCCGAGGAGAUACGGGACUGCAUUCAAAACACACUGAAUGAAUGGAGCUUGAAGAUCAGUCCUGACCUAAAUCAGGAAAAGCCAGAAGUCCUAGAAUGUACUGUAGCUCAAGCAAUGGAAAAGAUAAAUCCCGAAGAAAGGGAAGAAUUGAAAGUGUCAGCAAAACUCUUCACUGUAGGGUCGAACUCAUCAUCAAUCAGAGAUGCAGUUAACAUGGCAUGCUCUGCCCUUGGGGUUGCCCAGUUAGAUUCUGUGAUUAUUGCUUCACCUCCUAUUGAAGAUGGAAUCAACCUUUCCCUAGAAUAUUUACAACCUUACUGGCAAGAACUUGAAAACUUAGUGCAAAAUGAAAAGAUUGUUGCCAUAGGUACCUCUGAUCUAGAUAAAACAUUGCUAGAGCAGCUGUACCUUUGGGCACAGGUGAAACCAAGUAGUAACCAGGUAAAUCUAGCUUCUUGCUGCGUGAUGCCACCUGACCUCACAGCAUUUGCAAAAGAGUUUGACAUACAGCUGUUAACUCAUAAUGAUCCAAAAGAGCUGCUUUGUGAAGCAAGUUUCCAAGAAGCUCUUCAAGAAAGUAUCCAGAACAGUCGAGCACAUGAAUGGACUCCCUUGUGGCUUCUCCGGUAUUCUGUCAUUGUUAAAAGCAGAGGAAUUAUCAAAUCCAAAGGCUAUAUCUUGCAAGCUAAAAGAAAUCUUUCUUCAUAAUGUAUUGCCUUUUGACAGCAGUCUGCUGUCUUAGUGCUUUGGACGUUUUCAUGAAGAGUUUAACAGAGGUGAAAAUCAUCACAAGACCAAAAGUUUUAAUUUGCAGUGCUGUAUCAGUAAGUCCAAGGCAUAUCAUACACUGUAUGUACAUUUCUUUCCUAAUCUAGAGAUCAAUUCACUAAUGUAUGAAAUGCUUUUGUUUUACAUUAAACUGUUGUUUUCUAAUUGAAA